AUGGUCGAAGCUGUCACUGUCAACGACACCUACACCCGUGACCCAACAUCGACAUCGAAAUCAACAUCAACAGACUCCCAUCCAAAUCCGACAGAAAAGCAAAUGGCCAUGGCUCUCACCCAGCCAGCCGAGGCUGCCACCAAGCCGGACCAGAAGCAGGACCGGGACCGGGAACAGGAAGUAGGAUGCGCCGUCUACCUGGACCCGGCCAAGGAGGCGAAAAUGAUGAGGAAAUUCGAUAUAUUCGCCGUCGGCGCCAUGGGCCUGUUCUAUAUGAUGGCCAACCUCGACCGCAGCAAUCUGGGCAAUGCCAACAUCUCCGGCAUGCCCAAAGACAUUGGUCUGGUGGGCAAUCAAUUUGGCACCGCGACCACGCUGCUGUACGCCACGUACGUCCCGUUUGAAGGCCCCGUGGCCGUGCUGCUCAAGAUCAUCGGGCCGAAACAAUUGAUGUCAGUGUCGGCUUUUUGUUGGGGAUGCACCACCCUGGGCAUGGCAUUCAUCCAAAAUUACAAAGGCUUGUAUGCCUGUCGCCUGCUGAUCGGUCUGUUCGAGGCCGGCCUCAUCCCGUGUAUCAACGUCUACCUCGGCUGGGUGUACAAAAAGUCGGAGCGAGGCAAGCGGUCCUCCGUCAUCUUCGCCUUCAGCGCCUUCUCCAGCGCGUUUGGCGGCAUCCUGGCCUUUGGUCUGACCCAGAUCCACGGCCCCAAUGGAUUCGAAGGCUGGAGAUGGCUGUUCUGCAUAGAAGGCGCCAUGACCUUGCUGCUGGUGCCUGUCUUCUUCUUCCUCUUCCCCACCACCCCCACCACCGCCUGGUUCUUGACCGCGGAAGAAAAGGCCAUGAUGAACGCCCGCUACGAGGCCGACAAGAGCUGGGGCCACGACGAAGCUUUCUCCUGGCAGGAAUGCUUCAAGGCCUUUGUCGACCCCAAGUGGUACGCCUUCUGGGUCUAUCAGUUCUCCGUCGACAUUUCGCUGUACGGCCUGACCACCUUCUUGCCCGCCAUCGUCAAAGGCCUGGGCUAUACGUCUAUCCACGCCAAUCUGAUGACCGUGCCCAUCUACAUGUGUGCCUUGGUCUUUUUCUUGGUGCUCGCCUACUUCUCCGACCGGGUGGGGGUUCGAUGGCCGUUCCUGGCCGGGCCGCUGCUCUGUCUGAUUGUCGGCUACGCCAUUUUGAUCAGCGUCGAGAACCUCAAAGUCAGGUUUUUUGCAUGUUUCAUUGCCGCCCUGGGUAUCUACCCGACCACCGGCCUGUCGAUCAUGUGGCUACAAGACAACGUGGCCAGGCACUACAAGCGAGCCACCAUGGUCGGCUUCACUCUCACCUUGGCCAACACGGCCGGCGUCGCGGUGGGACAGAUCUUCACGACACAGUCAGGCCCGCGAUACAUCAGGGGUCUGUCCAUCAGUCUCGGGCUGGCCGUCCUGGCCCUGGUGGUCGUUCUUGUCCUCGCAGCCUCCAUGACCGUGGUCAAUCGAAAACGCGCGGCAAAACUCCUGGCAGCCGAGCAGGCCGGAGACCCUAUCGAACCGAAUCCUGAGCUGGGUGACUACGAUCCCCAUUUCAAGUAUUCUAUCUAG
Molecule: messenger RNA, 1584 nt
Organism: Capronia epimyces CBS 606.96
Lineage: Eukaryota; Fungi; Ascomycota; Eurotiomycetes; Chaetothyriales; Herpotrichiellaceae
Exons: 4
Coding region: 1-1584 (527 amino acids)
Biological process (GO): transmembrane transport
Cellular component (GO): membrane
Molecular function (GO): transmembrane transporter activity
Source: RefSeq, a predicted model, not a curated record